Xenopus tropicalis (tropical clawed frog) is the source of this 2307-nucleotide messenger RNA. RefSeq names its product tubulin monoglycylase TTLL3-like. Bases 61 to 2307 code for a protein of 748 amino acids. Lineage: Eukaryota; Metazoa; Chordata; Amphibia; Anura; Pipidae. The record is from RefSeq and is a predicted model, not a curated record. The transcript has a single exon. Gene Ontology annotation, molecular function: ligase activity.
AGUUUAAUCAAGCUAGUUUUUAGUGUACAAGCAAGAUCAUUGAACACUUUUGCUAGCUAAAUGGAGAGAACUAUACCCAGGAAGACUGUUAUAACACAACAAAAAAAAGAAUGUAAAUCAGACACCAAACCCAAAAAACAGCCUACAGCUAAGGACAAACAUGAUGUUUCUCCUACAAAAGCACAUGUAUCAAAAAACACCCAUAGAAAGGAAAUCAAUCCGGAUUCCCUUAAACAGGCUAAAUUAUUGGUUGAAAAAGCAAUUCAGGAUAAUAAAAUAUUUACUAUCCAAGGUUAUUAUCCUUACAUACGGAGUGGCCUGAGAAGCAGAGGAUGGGUGGAGAAAAACUUUCAUAAGAGCCAACAUGAUUAUUUUGAUGAUCCAGAAGGUAUCUGUAAUCUUACAUCAAGGCUUUUACGUAAUCAAGAUCCCAAUUUUGUCUGGGUACCAACAUUUAACUCCUUGGACAUCCGCUUGUUAAAAAAUGAUCAAAUUAUAAUGAAUCAUUAUUCCAAAUCUGUGUUCACAACUAAGGUGGGCCUGUGCCUCAAUUUAAGAAACCUACAUUGGUUUGCAGAUGCUGAUCUAAAUUCCUUUUUCCCACGUUGCUACAGACUGGGAGUCAAAGAGGAAAAACAAGCAUUUAUUGAGGAUUUCCGGCUCACUGCUGCCUGUAGCAUUCUAAAACUUGUUUCACGUGAAGGAAAAAAUAUGCCUAACAGAAGAGACGUGAAAAAAGAAAUCACUGCUGCAUUUCUAUUAAAAUAUUACAAGAAAGCCAAACCCCUUAUAACAAGUGUCCCAGUUCAAGUUAUCAAAACAGCUCUCAAGGCUUGCAAGCAAUACUUGAACACUUUGGAGCAUAAAGAUAUUGACUGGAAACUGGGUUCUACUAAUACUAUUACAGAAGAUGAAUGGAAAGAAUUCCUGCACGGAUAUUAUCAGGCAAUCCAUAAAAAUAUAAUCAUAAAUGAGGCUGAAAAUUAUGUAAGCCAGUGCCAAGAUAUUUUACAAAAACUGAAGGCAGUGAAACCACAGCUGGAGAUUGACGGGGAAAGAAAUAUAUGGAUUGUAAAACCAGGAGCUAGCAGCAGAGGAAGGGGCAUAACCUGUAUUGAUUACCUAGAGGAAGCCCUUAAGUUUGUGGACUGUGAUCCACUGUUAAUAAAGGAUGACAAGUUGGUGGUGCAAAAAUAUAUUGAGAGGCCACUACUAAUUUAUGGCACCAAAUUUGAUGUACGCCAAUGGUUUAUGGUAACCAACUGGAAUCCACUAACUAUCUGGUACUACAAGGAGUGUUACCUGCGUUUUUCAUCGCAACCGUUCUCCUUGAAGAACCUACACUCUUCUAUACACCUGUGCAAUAAUGCCGUUCAAAAGAACUAUAAAAUCUCCCGGAGCCGACAUCCACGGCUCCCAAAAGAAAACAUGUGGUUCAAGAAUCAAUUUCAAGAUUACCUCCAGAUGACUGGAGCAACCAAUGCAUGGAAAGAAAUAAUUGAACCAGGCAUGAAAGCAGCAAUUAUUCACACCAUGCAAUGUUCCCAGGACAUGGAGGAGGGAAGGAAAAAUAGUUUUCAGAUCUAUGGUGCAGACUUCAUGUUUGGAGAGAACUUCCAACCCUGGUUGAUUGAGAUCAAUGCUAAUCCUGAUAUGUCACUGUCUACAUCAGUGACCAGCAGGCUCGUCGUUAGAGUCCAAGAGGACAUACUACGCCUUAUCCUAGACCGGAAACAGGAUGCUGACGCAUAUGUGGGAGCAUUUGAGCUAAUUUAUAAACAACCUGUAAUAAAAAUCCCUCUAUGUGAGAAAAAGCAGCUGUUAGUUAAAGGGAAUGAAAUAAAAAAACCACUCCAGACCUCACAAUUAAUGACAGAUGAAAAGAAUCAAAUGUUCAAAGGAAGUAUUGCUAAGGGUGAAAGGAGCCCUUGCUUAUUACACAGAACAAAAACCACAGCAACCUGGAAAGAAAUAAAAGGAGGAAGAGAAAAGUCACCUUCUAAGAAGGUUGAGCAUAUCAUACUUCCUACUAUUAAACAGGGACUGCAGAAGAGAAAAGAAGGCGUUAACCAGUAUCAGCUACCAAAAUUGUGUGCACAUGAAAAGACCAUUAGAAGGAAGGACCCAGCAAGGACUAAAAAUGAAGCCUUUGACCAUCAGAAAUUGCCCACUGUAGAUUCUGGCCAAUUACAAGUAAUUGGUCAUUUAGCUAAGAUACAAAAACCAGGAUUAUUAACCAGGUCAUUGUAUAAAGGAACACACUCUUUAGCAUCUCCACAUCAAAUGUGUACCAGUGGCAAAAAGUAA